This is a messenger RNA of Alosa alosa (allis shad), 1889 nucleotides long. Its product is annotated as Ras-related protein rab7-like. Gene Ontology annotation, molecular function: GTPase activity; GTP binding. Gene Ontology annotation, cellular component: lysosome; phagocytic vesicle; late endosome. NCBI's taxonomy places the organism in Eukaryota, Metazoa, Chordata, Actinopteri, Clupeiformes, Clupeidae. The record is from RefSeq and is a predicted model, not a curated record. Gene Ontology annotation, biological process: endosome to lysosome transport; phagosome-lysosome fusion. The coding region runs from base 187 to 804 and encodes 205 amino acids. The transcript is spliced from 6 exons.
GACAAGCACAACAAAAGCGGAUGUUCCUGGCUGGCAUUUUUAUUUCAGCAUCGUUUUAAACAGCAUAUUCUUCAUAUUGACGUUGUAACUUUGACAGACAAUCAAGUGACAGAGUUUGUCGACUGUAGUCUUACAACGGAGUUGUCAUUGGAGAAUUGCAAUCUUUGAAGAAAAGUUGGGUCCGUCAUGGCCUCGAGAAAGAAGGUGCUCUUGAAAGUGAUAAUCCUCGGAGACUCUGGGGUUGGGAAAACUUCACUGAUGAACCAGUAUGUCAAUAAGAAGUUUAGCAACCAGUACAAAGCAACUAUCGGUGCAGAUUUUUUGACUAAGGAAGUAAUGGUGGAUGACAGGCUUGUUACUAUGCAGAUCUGGGACACAGCCGGACAAGAACGAUUUCAGUCACUGGGUGUGGCGUUUUAUCGUGGGGCUGAUUGCUGUGUACUGGUCUAUGAUGUUACUGCACCCAACACGUUCAAAACCCUUGACAGCUGGCGGGACGAGUUCCUUAUCCAAGCCAGCCCGCGAGAUCCAGAGAACUUCCCCUUUGUGGUACUUGGCAACAAGAUUGACCUAGAGAAUCGGCAGGUGACAACAAAAAGAGCUCAGGCAUGGUGUCAGAGCAAGAACAGUAUCCCAUACUUUGAGACCAGUGCCAAAGAGGCUAUCAAUGUCGACCAAGCUUUCCAGACCAUCGCCCGAAACGCCCUCAAACAGGAAUCACAGGUAGAGACGUACGAUUUCCCCGACCAGAUCAAACUGCGAGAUGACAGACCGGCCUCCUCCAGCGAGGGCUGCAGCUGCUGAAAAGGGACAGAUGAGUGGACCAAUAUCAUGGCAAGAACUCCAGGUGGGGGGAGAGAGAGGCCAGUGCAUGGAUGGAUUCCCCUCACCAAUACUCCCAUAUGCAAAACAUUCAAAUUUAAAACAAAAAAAAGAUUGCAUAUUUUCUUAACUCCCCUACCUAUGUAAAGAUUUCAUAGGACCGAAACCAGUUGCACAGCAUCACUUUUAUUAUAACUACUUUAGGAAAAAAAAACAUGUUUCUAUUAAAUAUACAUUAUAUGUGAUAGUCCUUAUAUUAUUGUCAGUAUUGUUUUGUUAUGUUUUAUUUUUACCAUUCUCAUUAUUUGUAAAAUCACCGCUUAUGGUGCAGACAGGCAGUUUUCAGCAGCCAUUGGCUUGUCUGCUUGCCUCUGUAUGUCCUUGGUGUGCCUUCCAUCUUCUGUGGUAUUAUUAGGCAGGUGUUGUUACUCUGCCUCAUUGUGUUAUUCCCUGUUUGCCAAAUAUUGUUUUCUGUCACCUGUCAAACCCAAACCCUCUUUCAUCAACACUGCCCAGCCUGAAAAGCAGUUCCCCAACAGCACUGUUCAAUUGCAGAAAAGCAUACUGCUUGCAUAUAAAAAGCAUGUGCACAGUUGCAAUGUUAUGUACAAGUAACCAUCCUUUAGGUGGGGGAAAUGCCUGUGCAAAAGUAACUCUAAAUAAAUCCUUCACGUACAGUAGCUCUUCUUCUUUGAGCUGGUUGACUACCUAACUGUGCAUGGCAGAGGUGAUGGGUGGUGGGUUGUUUGAUUAUUUUGGGAGCCUUUUACCUGAACAGUGGCCUAAUUAGGACUUGUUUACUAGACUGGGAUAUCCUAUGUGGCAUCAGGUGAGGUGCUGUAUAUAAAGUCAGAUGCUGGUAUGCCCUGUCUGCCCAUUCCAAAUGCCAAUCAAUCAGACUUGAGACUGGACCGUAUAUCCUGGGAUUUGUUAAGAAAUAAACUCACUCAGUUACAAUCUAUGGCAGGCCCCCUUAUAUGAAUGUAUCUAUCUGUCAAACUCCUCUGAAUCCCUCAAAGCCAUGUUAUAUGGAAGAACAAUAAAAUAUUGAAUAUACUUUAAGAGUA